GAGAGAAAAAGAUUUGCCAACUUUGGGACGAGAGCGGAGAGGUUUAUCGUCUUAAGCGUUCGAUUGGGAAGUGGAUUGCGGCAUGGCUGACAUGGAGCAGAACCUCAGCCUGGCUGAUGCGCUGACCGAGCCCACUCCCCAAAUCGAGGAGGAAGUGAAACGCGAUUUCAUGGCCAGCCUGGAAGCCGAGAAGUUCGACGACAUGAUCGGGGAAAAAGUCGGCAAGACGGAUUACGUUCCUCUGCUUGACGACGACGAGCCGAAAGCCGGGAACCAGGAGGCGAAAGCCAAACCGCAAGCUGAGAACGUGGCUCAGGAGCGUCCUCCUGCAACUGGACCAGCCGCCGUGGUUGAGAAUGGGGACCACGGCCUGGAAGGCAGCCGCCAAGAAGACCUUCAAGCAGCAGGCUUCCUGGAGACUCCGGAUUCAAAAGAAUUAAAACCAGAGGACGAAGAUAUAAUUGUACUCGCUGCCGACAGUUGUCCCAUGUUGGAGAAGCCGGAAGCCGGGAGCCAGUUUCUUCCAGCUCCAAAGGACAAAAACCUGAGUCCACAUCCAGAAGACCCGAUCCACCUUCCCACCCAAAAAGCAGAGGAAACCCAACCGUCACAUCCCUUUCACCCUCGAGAAGAAGACAGUCCGUUUCCCGACUUCAAAACAGAAGAUCUGGAGGGUUCUUCUACCCAACAUGUAGAGAAGAUCGAUCAAAGCAAGCUGGCUCUCGCCCAGCCGAUGCAAGAAGUGACAAGUCAGUGGUCUCCUGUCCAGAAGGAUGACGAACCUCCACCUUCUCCUGCAUGGAAAGCUGAUAAAUCUUCCCCUUCUCCUCCUGUCCAGAAGGAUGACGAACCUCUACUUUCUCCUGCAUGGAAAGCUGAUAAAUCUUCCCCUUCUCCUCCUGUCCAGAAGGAUGACGAACCUCCACCUUCUCCUGCAUGGAAAGUUGACACCCCUCCGCUUUCUCCCUCCCAGCCUUCUGAGAAAGUAGAAGAAACCAAGGUCUCUCUGAGUCCAGAAAUGAAGUCUCCUCCUUUGCUCAGUCAACCUGUGGAGAUUCCUCCUGGGCAGGAGCAUCUCGAUGAGAAGGAGAAGAAGCAGCCUCUCGACACAUCUGCAGAACAGCAGAAGGAACCGAGUCAGCCAACCUCAACCCAACCUGGAGAGCAUCUUCCAGAUCUUGCAGCAGACCCGAUGGGCUCUGUACUUGGGGAGAAGCUCCAGAUGGAAACUCCGAGGUUGUUUGUCGAUGAGUCCACCUUGGCCCAACCCAUGGAUCCCACUGCAGGAAAGCCGCCUCUCGAACCGGAAGGUGGACCUCCCGCCCAAAUAAUACACGCUGCCAAACCCAGUGACCACCGCAGGUUUGGCAGAGCAAAACCUGUCCAGGUGACUCUGGCAGAUGUUCCACAAGAUCAACUGGCAGGUUCUCCCACCUUGAAGACUCACAGCCCAAGAAGUGGAGACUCCUUUUUCGUGGCCGACUUUGGCUCCGUCGGUGGAACUUCUCCCCGUCCCAGGAGAUCUCCGAGGAAGGGAGCCGGCCAGGCUUUUGACGUUCCAGAAGGUCGAAGGGAGCUCUUGCAGGAGGGAUGGGACCCUCUUGACUCAUCGGCUGCCUUGAAGAAGAAGAAGAAGAAGGCCAAGCAGAAGAAAGGGCAGCAGCCACGUGGCGUGGAAACGUGGGAGGACAACACAAAGAAGUUAAGGAGCCCUCCGGCUGCUGGCGAACCUCCAGACGUUCUCCAGGGAAGUCCUCAAGCAGCCUUGUGGGCCUCCACCGAAGUUCUCGGGAAAGGAGGACAACAACCGGACAGCCAUCAGCUUCCACCACUUCCUCCGGCAAAGAUGGAAGAAUCUUCCAAAUUUGCAUCGGACCCCAACCCCCCGGGAGAAUUGAGCCGAGUCAAACUGGCCGUGGACGACGGCUUGGCAUGGCAGCCCCUGAGUCCCAAAGGAGAACUUUCUGAGGGGCUUCCGAAGCACCACAUGGAGCAGAAGAAGAAGAAGGAGGCAAGUCCAACUUCUCCUCCAGGUCCUGGAGAACUAAGUCCCGUUGAGAAAAGGGUACCGUUGGGGUCUCCGACUCUGAAGAACUCCAAUGUCGAUGCCUCAACUUUGGAGACCAACUCUGCUGGGGUGGGGCAGAAGGCUGAGGUCCAGACUGUAGACCCCGGGGUUGCCCAUGAGAAGGUUGCUCCAGGCUUUCCAAGUCUUGAAAGGAAAGGCGAGUCGGUGGAGGCACCUAAAGAUCUUGAGAAGAUCUUCAAGAAGGACAGUGAGGUCAAAGAAGUUGCGACUCUUUCAGCCGAGCCAACCCAAGAAGGGACUUCUUCUCUUCCUCAAGACAGAGAAGAAAGCACAGAUGUCUCAGGGACCCUCAAAGAAAGACCACGGAGCAGAAGAUCUGAUUUUCAUUCUGCCAAAACUCCAUUCGUGGUGGAAACCAAGUCAGAUCCAGCCCAACCCUUGUUUGCUGCUGAUACUCUUGGUGGUGGCCCAUUGUUCUUCACCAGCCCAACAGGAGACCUCCUCGAUGUCCGCCCUCCAGAACAUCCAACCAGUCUCAGGUUGAGACACGACCAACCCAAGAAGAGGGGCAGUGAUGGGAAAAGCAGGAAAGGAAAGCAUCUCCCAGAGUUGGAGGAGAAGGUUGGCUUGAGCCAAGCUUCAACGGCGGUAGACAUUGAGGGCCUGGGCGAAAUUGGUUGGACAACCAGGACCCCUGAAGAGACUUUUUCCACCUCUCCAGGAGUGAGAGAGAAGCCGAAGAAGAGAUCUAGCAUGGGGAAGAGCAGAAGAGCUGAGGACAGGAGCUCCUUCAGGCAACCAUUUGUCUCUACCACAGAAGUUCAUGAGAUGUUUGACCAAACCCAACAGAGACCAGAUGAACCGAAAGAAGGGAUGAACGUCUUAGCUACAAGCCAACAGUUGGACAGCACUACAGACGGUGUGAAGCAAUCAAGCCCACCGUCUGUCACCUUGAGUGAAAACCCUGGAAGUUCUCCAACUGGACCUGGUCAAAGGGUUGACCUUCCUCCAUCAGCAUAUCCCUUUAUCUUGGAGGUCCCUGGAAAGCAGACAGAAGGCCAGCUUCUCUUGGAGUCGACGGUCCAAGGCCAGGAAACAGGCGGGCCAAAUCAAAACAAGGGACCCCCCUUGGCAAGCUCCCCUGGAGGAGACCCCGCCUUUGUGUGUGCCACCAACAAACCCAAGAAGAGAAGCAGCGAUGGGAAAAGCAAGACAUCUCACAAAGGUCCCUCCAGGGAACCCCCACUGGGCCUGGAGAAGACGUUGGAUGGGACGGUGUCUUCAAAGAACAAUGAUUUAGUUAACAAAGGUUCUCCUGAGAAGAAGAGCCAAGGGCUAGAACUUCCCGGCACCCUCCAAAUCCCUGCUGAAAAACCGCCAGGAACGACGGGAGGAAAAGAGGAGAAGAAGGUUGGCUUUGGGCAGCUGUCCAUCUUGAAGGAGAAAGUCAGCGCUCCUAAGACAGAAGAACUCCAUAAAAUCAAAGAAACACCAUCUAAGGAGCAGGAAGCCAGCCGAGAUCAAGUUGGAGAAGGUCCACCCAAGCCACAUUCUGUCCUCCCUCAAGUCCUGGAAGAAGUGAAGAAACAGGAGACCAAUGGUCAAAGUCUUCAAGUUCCUAAAGUCUUGGAGAUGAAGGCAGAACCUUCUGGUGAACACCGCCAAGGAGUUAAGAUGGAGGAGGUCCCCGCCUUUGAUGGCACCAGGAAAGAGAGGUCGGAACAUCUCAAGCAUCCAGAACCUACAGGCCAGGUUCCUGCCAAGCUCUUCGUUGAUGACACUUUUGGAGGACAAGAGAAAGGAAAGAGUAGACAAGAUGUGCGUACUUUGGAACCAUCCGUCCAUUUGCUGGGCAAGUUGGAUACCGGGACAGUCAUAGAAGAAGGUGAGAGAAAGAUGAAGACCAAAAAAGAUGGGGUCCCUGAUCUUCCAGAUCUUCAACCCCCACUUGUGAAACCUGAAAAGAAGAAGAGUGGCGAGAAGAAAAGCAAGAAUAUCCCUCAGGAACCUGUGGUUGCCCAACCAACUAAGGAAGAGGUCAGCCAUGAAGAAGAACCUCAGAGGCUUGGUGGAUUGAGCUUCAACAUAGGAGAAGCAGAGGUCGUCGAUGAAAACAGGAACAUCAAAAGCUUCCCUCCUGGCCGUCCGCUGCAUUGGGAAGAGGACCUCACAAAUGUCUUUGACCCAGCUGGACCUCUUGAGGAAGCCACGUCCAAAACUGGAGGUCCCACCUGCCCGUUUUUAGAAGCUCACUUCCCCAAGUUGGCUGGCGAGCCAAGCCAGGAGCCAUUUUUUCUUCCCGAAUUCCUACAAGCCACCAAGCCAGGGGAUCAGAAGAUCCUGGAGGAGCUCCAAGAGGACUUGGCCAAACUUGACGGUCAAGAGGCAGAAGCUUCCCUGGUCGUGAAAGCUGGGGAUGACAUCCGGGAGAAGAGGAAGAAGAACAAGCGUACCCCGGCAGACCGUCUUUUCAAAACGGAGGAGCAAAGCGGAGGAACGUACCUUGGAGACAAAAGCUAUGGACUUGGUUCACCAGAAAUGGCGGUGGAGAAGCUAGAGACGGCUCCUGGGCUGGUGGCUGAAGGAAGAGGUUGGGUUGGAGAAGGCAGUGACCUCCCUAUGGAAACCCAAACUCUUAAGGAAUCCAAGGAGGAAGUGUCAGCUCCUCAGACUGUAAUGACUGUCUUCCAUGGUGGUGGAACUUCUGAGCCAGGAGUGUUAGCAGAAGAUAGACGAGAAGAUGAAGCAAGGCCUUCUGAGCAUCCGGACCGUUUAGGAAGUCAGACAAGGACAGAUAAGGUCCUGGAGGACGUCCUUCUGGAGGAAGUGGGAGGAAGUGGGCUCGCUUCCGAUCAUCUGGUGUCGGACGACAAGAACCUGGCCAAGGGAGGUCCUCUCCUCCAACCAGCCAGCAAGGAGGAGACGGGACAACUUGGAAAAGCCCAGGAUGCGCCGAACUUGAGAUCGGCAGCCCGAGAACCAGAAGCGUCAAUUUCUCCGGCUGUCGCUGAUCAUGAUGGCCACAGGCCCACAGGCGAGACCGAGAAAGCAAGCCGGGCCAAAGCUCCACCACCAAUGAAAGGCUACAUGAGACCCACCAAGUCAAGAGGGCUUCCUCUUCCUCCUCCAUCUGUCCCUUCCCCAAAGGAUGGAGCUCCGGACCUAGGCAGAAGAAGACCUCCCAGACCUGAUGGCCUCCACAGGCGAGACAAAGAAGAGGUGAAGGCACCUGCUGAGGUUCCGUCAGCAGAAGACACAGCUGCCCUUCCCAGCAAGGCCCUUCCCCCGAGUCCGGAGAAGAAGACCAAGCCUUUGGCCAGCGCCAGGGCUAAACCCGCCACAGCGAAAGCCAAGCCCGGGACGGCGGGUGCUCCCCCCGCCAAGCAGUGGGCUUCGGCCACGCCGGGCCCAAGCAAAAAGCCCCCCUCGGCGGCAGCGACCACAUCCAAACGCCUGUCGACCAGUGUCGCGCAACCCUCCAGCUUAACCCCCCGAGAGGCUAAACCGAAGGCGACCGACGUUAAGAAGGCCCCCCUUUCCAAGCCAAGUGCAAAGCCCCCCUUGCCCGCUGCCAGGUCGCCCAGCCCGAGGACUGCGGCUGGCUUGUCACCAAAGAAGCCCUCCGCUCAUAAUUUAAUUGGAGUUCAGAUCCAGAACAAGAAAAUUGACUUUUCGAAGGUGUCUUCCAAGUGCGGUUCCAAGACCAACAUCAAGCAUAAGCCAGGUGGAGGAGAUGUUAAAAUAGAACAUCAGAAGUUGAACUUCAAGGGGAAAGCCCAAGCGAAGGUGGGCUCCCUGGACAACAUCAGGCACGUGCCAGCCGGAGGCACUGUGAAGACUGAGGAGGGCAAGGAGGCAGCCCCGGAGAACGAAGCGCCCCCAUUGGGCAGCAGUACCCCGCAGGAGAAUGGCGCAGGGGCUGUUGCGCCGUCACAGGGCAAAGGUGAUCAAAGCUUCAAUGACAGUGAAAUCGAAGAGACAAGCCUUUAAUGCUGACAUUCUGGUGUCUCCUUCCGUCCCUUUUCUCUUCCCCCUCUCCUUUUUCCUCCCCCCCCCUCCCCCCCAAUGUGUCGCUGCAGAUUGAAUCCCACAAGUUGACCUUCCGUGAGAACGCCAAGGCACGCACGGACCACGGGGCAGAUUUUGCGGCCUGCACCGGCAGCCCCACCUCCUCCUCCCCACCACUGAGCACCUCUGUCAGCGAGAGCCUGGGCGCCAUCACCACCGCCGCCAUGUCCUCCUUGCCCCCGCGGCUGCCCUGGCAGGCUCCCCUCGCGGAAGAGACUUCUGCUGCCCUCUCUUGGCCAGGCUUGUGACUCACUUUCCUGCCCUGUUUCCUACCCCAGACCCCAAAUAUCCCCCCAGAAUCUCAGCUUGCCUCCCUUAAUCUGUCACCGCCCACCUGCUCGGACUUCGGUGGGGCUCCCAGUUAAAUAGUUUUCCAGUUGAACCUUCUUUUACGCUAUUCCUGGACUCAUUGGGAUGGGAUGACCUUCUGGACAGGGAGUCCUGCUCACCUCAGGCCUCCCCAAGCUCAUUUCAAAUUCUUGAUUAUUUGAAUGCCGGGAUCAAAGUGCAAAUUACGAAUUGAGCACACAAAUAUUGGAUUCUUCUCAGUGAGCCGCGUGGAAAACCCAGCUCAAGACAACAAGAAAGAGGUUCAAAGUCUGAUGAGAGUUAAGGGGGGCAAGCUUUCUUCCCUUCUCUUUCCAAUUUUCUCCCAUCCCAUGGGUCUCCUCUGCACCCCGUUUAGCGCUCUCACGUAUAAUGUCAUGCUCAUUAGCAACCCCCGCAAACAACGCCUAACCUUUUUAAUUUUUCUCGUUCUUCCCCUUGUGCCCCAAUGGAGCAGUAUGGCUGUGCCGAGCGUGAUCCCUGUGGCUUCCCCGCCAACUCCCGCUUCUCUCCCCGCUCAUCCACACCGCCUUUCCCCUGCGCCAUAGGAGAAUUAAAACAAAAACAAAAAAAACCCGCACCAUUAUCUAUCUGCUGUUGCAGCGCUGUUGGCUUUGUUAUCCACAUAUCCUGCCAUUUUAAACCGUGUUCUGUUUUUGUUUUGUUUGUUUUCUUUCUUUUUUUUUCUUUUCUUUGGUGUGGUGGUUCUUUUGCGUGUGUGUUUCAAAAUAUUUGGAGAACGAUGGAGCCAAGGGACUCAAAAGCCACCUCCCCGGGGGGGUGGGACGGAUAGUGGAGAUGAAAGUAGACAGGCGAGCAAGUGGGAAGAUGGGCGCUGUACGAUAAAACGGACGAUGUAGAGCUGGGUCUUUGCAAAAAAAUAGCUUCCUGGUGGGCAUUGAAAGUCGGCCACUCCAGCACAAAUACUGGGUGGGUUUCCUUUGAGAUACCCCUGCCUUUGCAGGUGGUUUCCAAAAAAUCAAACACCAGGAAUCUUGAGCAGUCCAUAUUGAGGAUCUGUUCCGGAGAUUUUGCGACCACCAAGGGACACUGACAUGCACUGGAAUGUUGGAGAAAAAAUUGGGUAGGGAGACAGAGAAAGUGUUUGAAGAUCCGAAAACGCUGGGCUAUGCAGCAUGGGAAUCG
Messenger RNA from Notechis scutatus (mainland tiger snake), 7570 nucleotides. The record is from RefSeq and is a predicted model, not a curated record. NCBI's taxonomy places the organism in Eukaryota, Metazoa, Chordata, Lepidosauria, Squamata, Elapidae.